Messenger RNA from Eubalaena glacialis (North Atlantic right whale), 2481 nucleotides. RefSeq names its product zinc finger and BTB domain containing 2 (gene ZBTB2). Bases 193 to 1746 code for a protein of 517 amino acids. Gene Ontology annotation, cellular component: nucleus. The transcript has 3 exons. Gene Ontology annotation, biological process: regulation of transcription by RNA polymerase II. NCBI's taxonomy places the organism in Eukaryota, Metazoa, Chordata, Mammalia, Artiodactyla, Balaenidae. Gene Ontology annotation, molecular function: RNA polymerase II cis-regulatory region sequence-specific DNA binding; protein binding; DNA-binding transcription factor activity, RNA polymerase II-specific. The record is from RefSeq and is a predicted model, not a curated record.
GUAACCGGACAGGAAAAGCCCCGCCGCCGCCGCCGCCGCCGCGCCGGAGACACCGACCGCGGCGGCAGCAGCAGCAGCAGCAGCAGCGAGAGGCAGAGGCGGCGGCGGCGGGGAGAGCACGGCCAAGGCUGCCCAGCGGUGCCUCCUCCACACCCCCCGCCGCAGCAGCACCGGCGACAGAUUUUUUAAAAAAUGGAUUUGGCCAACCAUGGACUUAUUCUUCUGCAACAGUUAAACGCUCAGCGAGAGUUUGGUUUCCUGUGUGACUGCACGGUUGCCAUCGGCGAUGUGUACUUCAAGGCACACAAAUCAGUUCUUGCUUCAUUCUCCAAUUACUUUAAGAUGUUGUUUGUCCAUCAGACCAGUGAGUGUGUCCGUUUGAAACCCACUGACAUCCAGCCCGACAUCUUCAGCUACCUCCUGCAUCUGAUGUACACAGGGAAGAUGGCACCUCAGCUGAUCGACCCGGUGCGGUUAGAGCAGGGGAUCAAGUUUCUCCACGCCUACCCGCUGAUCCAGGAGGCCAGCCUGGCCAGUCAAGGAGCCUUUUCUCAUCCUGACCAGGUUUUUCCGCUGGCAUCUUCCUUGUAUGGCAUUCAGAUCGCAGAUCAUCAGUUGAGACAAGCCACCAAGAUUGCUUCAGCGCCGGAAAAACUUGGCCGAGAGCCGCGGCCACAGACGUCCAGGAUGAGCCAGGAGCAGGUGCCCGAGGCCUCCCAGCUCUCCCAGCUCUCCCAGCUGCCCUCGAAUCUGACCCAGGUGAAUCGGACACACAUGACCCCUUCGGACCCGCUGCAGACCUCACUGUCGCCCGACCUUGUCUCCACUCCUGUUCCUCCCCCACCCCCCGGGGAGGAGACCAAUCUGGAAGCCUCUUCCUCGGACGAGCAGCCUGCGCCCCUCACCAUAGCCCACGUCAAGCCGAGCAUCAUGAAGAGGAACGGAAGCUUCCCCAAGUACUACGCCUGCCACCUGUGUGGGCGGCGCUUCACCCUCCGGAGCAGUUUGCGGGAGCACCUCCAGAUUCACACGGGGGUCCCCUUCACAGCCAGCCAGCCCGGAGAGAGCCGCGUGCCCCUGUCUCUCUGCAGCAACACGGCGGACCUAGGAAAAGACGCCAUGGAAGUGCCUGAAGCGGGGAUGAUCAGUGACAGCGAGCUGCAGCACAUCUCGGAUUCGCCCAUAAUCGACGGGCAGCCGCACUCGGAGACGCCGCCGCCCUCAGACAUCGCGGACAUUGACAACCUGGAGCAGGCGGACCAGGAGAGGGAGGUCAAGAGGCGCAAGUACGAGUGCACGAUCUGCGGCCGCAAGUUCAUCCAGAAAAGCCACUGGAGGGAGCACAUGUACAUACACACCGGGAAGCCUUUCAAAUGCAGCACUUGUGACAAGAGCUUCUGCAGGGCCAACCAGGCUGCCCGGCAUGUGUGCCUCAACCAGAGCAUCGACACGUACACCAUGGUGGACAAACAGACUCUGGAGCUCUGCACCUUCGAGGAAGGCAGUCAGAUGGACAACAUGUUGGUACAGACGAACAAACCCUACAAGUGCAACUUGUGUGACAAAACGUUCUCAACUCCCAACGAGGUUGUUAAACAUUCAUGCCAAAACCAGAACUCGGACGUUUUCGCCCUAGACGAAGGGCGGUCCAUUCUCUUGGGCAGUGGGGACUCUGAAGUGACGGAGUCUGACCACCCAGUGUUAGCCUCCAUCAAAAAGGAACAGGAAACAGUGUUGUUAGACUGAAUGUUACUUAUCUUUUUAAAAAACUGUCAUUUUUACAAAGACUAUCUUCCUUCCCUUCCCCCAAUUCAGAACUCUUGUUCUCCAUGGCAUGACACAAACAGGUCCCGGCCCCUCCCUCCCCUCCCCCUGCCCCGUCCCCAGCCCCUCCUCCGUAAAGGCUUUGUGCAUUAUAAACCUGGAACGUAUUUACUUUAAUUCAGGGGAUAUUGGAAAGAUAAUGGUCAGUAGUACUUAUAAGCUCAAAUAGACUUCGAGAAGUUUUCGAUGAUUUAAAAGCAUACUUGGAACUAAUGCAGGGUAUAUAACAAAACAGAACAACUCGAAUGCAAUUUGGUAAGCUAAAAUUAUGACUUUCCCUGGGUAAUAAGUCUUCCUUCUCAGAAAGACAAUGUCUGAAAAUACAGCAUGCUUCUUAGAGAUACAGUGGGGCUCUGUACUAUGCACAAUCUAGAGGUGUGGGGAAACUUUAAAUCCAAGAAAACGUUCUUAGUAUUUAUCCUCCAGAUGUCUUAUUUCAGAAUGCAUCCUUUGAGAUUAUGUCCAGUUAAGAAAAAUUAUUAGUUAAGAAAUCUACUUGAACAAAACACAAAAGAGAAAAAGUAAUAAUGUGAUGGCAAUCUUAAUUUUUGGAUAAAACAUGACAAGCUGUGAGUUUGUGUGUUUGGAAGAGAAAAUGUGUGGAUACUUGAUGUAAACAGGUGAAUUAAUGCAAAUGCCUUAUCUAAUUGCUGGCUU